AUUGACAAUAUCGACAGUGGAAUGGAUUUCAGGAGCAGACCGGACCUCAAAUGCACGUCGUUUGGAUUUGACAGUUACCAGAGCUUGCAAGCCAUGAUAUUUGCGGUGGAGGAAAUUAAUGCAAAUCCAAACCUUCUUCCUAACAUCACUUUAGGGAUCAAACUUUUUGACACUUGUGGUGCCAUGAGACGGGCAGUGGAAGGGACUCUUUGGAUGUUAUCAGGGGGGAGCAAGAGCAUCCCCAAUUACCAAUGGAAAGAGAAGACCCAUCUCGCUGGUAUCAUUGGUGACUCUGCAUCAACACGUUCCAUCUUAAUGGCUCAAAUAUUGGGACUCUAUAGAUAUCCACAGGUCAGUUAUUUUGCUACUAGUCCAGUCCUGAGUAAUAGGAAUCAGUUCCCAUCCUUCUUCCGGACAAUACCUAGUGAUGAGUUUCAGGCUCGAGGACUAGCUCAACUUGUCACAUACUUUGGUUGGUCAUGGAUUGGACUCUUGGCCAUCGACAAUGACUAUGGUCAACUCGGUAUCCAGGUGAUUAAACAGGAGUUGCUCAUGUCUGGAGCAUGUGUGGCCUUUCUUGAGAACAUAUUGAGCAAACAUCCAAACAGAAAUGCCCUACAGAUUGUCAAGACCAUUAGAGAGUCAACAGCUAAUGUUAUUGUAGUAAUUUCAUAUGCUUUUGCCUUACUGCCAGUGUUGGAAGAGUUACUAAAGCAAAAUGUGUCUGGUAAACUUUGGGUAGCGAGUGAAGCCUGGUCAACAUCCAAUCUUCUGUCCAAUAAAAGAUUUCAACAAAUCUUGGCAGGCACUAUUGGUUUUGCUGUGCACAGUGGGAAGAUGCUGGGAUUCACAGAGUAUCUCACCAGCUUUAAUCCUUUAAAAUAUCCAGACGAUGACUUUGUCAAGUUUAUUUGGGAACAAAUAUUUUUGUGUAAGUGGUUUGUGAACAUUAAUAAUGGAACAACCCGAUGUACAGGUGGAGAAAAACUGGAGAGCUCUUUAACUAAACCAGAGUUUAGAUUAUCAUUUAAUGUCUAUACCUGUGUUUACACUUUUGCAUGGGCAUUGAAAAGUCUCCUUCAAUGCAAACCUGGAGCUGGACCGUUCCAUGAUGGAGAAUGUGCUAAUAUUUCAUCUUUUCAACCUUGGCAAUUGCUCCAUUAUGUAAAAAAUACAAACUUUCAGGCUGAUGAUAACACACGUAUUUUCUUCAAUGAUAAAGGGGACCCACCAGCAAUAUACGAUAUUGUGAACUGGCAACUAGGGGCUACAGAAAAUUUGGAACAGGUUGUAGUUGGAAUGUAUAAUGCAAGUGCCCCACGUGGAACUACUUUGAUAUUAGACAGUACUUCAAUAAAAUGGAACACAGGGGAUUUACAGGUUCCAUACUCCAAGUGCAGUCCAAGUUGUCCCUCUGGGUUUCAAAAGGUAACAAUACCAGGAAAACCCUCCUGCUGUUAUGACUGUGCUCACUGUCCUCAAGGGAAAAUAUCUAAUCAGACAGAUGCCGUUGAGUGUCAACAAUGUUCCUGGGACAUGUGCCCAAAUCAAAAACAGGACAGAUGUCUACCCCGCACUACUGAAUUUCUGUCCUACAAAGACCCAAUGGGUGUAAGCUUGGCAGCCAUUGCUCUUUUCUCUUCUACCAUCCCUGUCUACAUUUUGAUGGUCUUUUUCCGCCACAGAACUACUCCAAUAGUUAGAGCCAAUAACUGGUCUCUCAGUUGCCUUCUUUUAGUGUGCCUCUCUUUUUGCUUUCUUUGCGCCCUAGCUUUCAUCGGCUAUCCACAGCCUGAGAUGUGCCUGCUGCGCCAGGUGACAUUUGGCAUGGUUUUUGCACUCUGCAUUUCCUGUGUCCUGGCAAAGACUAUUACUGUUGCAAUAGCCUUUAAAGCAACCAGGCCAGGCUCAAGGUUAAGAAAAUGGUCAGGGAUCAACGUCUCGUAUUCUGCUAUGGGGAUUUGUGUCUUUGUCCAGCUAUGUAUCUGUGUACUCUGGUUAUCUCAUUCCCCUCCUUUUCCAGAAUAUGACACUCAGACACUAUCUAGAGUCAUCAUUGUUAGCUGUAAUGAAGGCUCAUCAGGUGUUUUUUUCUGGAUCAUGCUUGGAUAUCUUGGCCUUCUGGCUGCUAUCAGUUUUAUUUUUGCCUUCUUGGUGAGACACCUUCCAGACAGUUUCAAUGAAGCCAAGUUCAUCACAUUUAGCAUGCUGGCCUUCCUCAGUGUCUGGGUGUCCUUUGUUCCAGCUUAUCUUAGCGCUCGUGGAAAGAACACAGUUGCCAUGGAGAUCUUUGCUAUUCUUUGUUCCAGCUGGGCUGUGGUUAUCUGUAUUUUUGUGCCAAAAUGUUUCAUUAUAUUAUUCCGACCCAACAUGAACUCCAGAGAGCAUCUCAUGAAAAGAGACAAAGAGCAUAAAUAA
Messenger RNA from Pelobates fuscus (common spadefoot toad), 2418 nucleotides. Its product is annotated as extracellular calcium-sensing receptor-like. Gene Ontology annotation, cellular component: plasma membrane. Gene Ontology annotation, molecular function: G protein-coupled receptor activity. Bases 22 to 2418 code for a protein of 798 amino acids. NCBI's taxonomy places the organism in Eukaryota, Metazoa, Chordata, Amphibia, Anura, Pelobatidae. The transcript is spliced from 6 exons. The record is from RefSeq and is a predicted model, not a curated record. Gene Ontology annotation, biological process: G protein-coupled receptor signaling pathway.